AUGUCGAGCGGAGAUGUCGAGGGUGGGCCGCUCUCAACUUCUGUCUAUCAAGGUGCGAUGCGGGAAGGCCUGCAGGAUCACUUGCCUCCCCCACCCGUCAUGCAGUAUGCUUUGCAGGGUGGCGGCGGGGGCGAUGAGAGGACUAUGUCCUCGCCCUUUGGAAAUGCCACGGCUGAAUUCCUCGAGGCACAGCAUUUCAACUUCUCUGCCAACUAUUUCGGAGACGCGUGGAGUAACGUGAAUCAAUUUUCGGAACUGAACGUUUCAGAUCAAGAUGUCAAUGGAUUUCAGAUAAUGGAUAUGCCCAGCUUAUUGGGGUUUCAACAGGGUGGAGGUUUGUUCAACCUCGACUAUCUACCUUGA
Fonsecaea nubica is the source of this 363-nucleotide messenger RNA. RefSeq lists its product as hypothetical. The transcript has a single exon. The record is from RefSeq and is a predicted model, not a curated record. Lineage: Eukaryota; Fungi; Ascomycota; Eurotiomycetes; Chaetothyriales; Herpotrichiellaceae. The coding region runs from base 1 to 363 and encodes 120 amino acids.